Molecule: messenger RNA, 3675 nt
Organism: Diprion similis
Lineage: Eukaryota; Metazoa; Arthropoda; Insecta; Hymenoptera; Diprionidae
Exons: 11
Coding region: 1-3675 (1224 amino acids)
Biological process (GO): carbohydrate metabolic process
Source: RefSeq, a predicted model, not a curated record
AUGACUGUAUUCAAAUCGAGGAAAUACACUAAUUAUUGGAGUGAAGAAGAAGAAGUCACAACAGUAGCUGGAAGUGAUCCUCUCACGACGGAAAUCACUGACGGAAUAGUGACAGGGACAUCUUCAGAAGCUGAGAGCGAAGUUUUCACCACACAAGCAAUCAACUACACGACAACGGCGAUGACAGAGGUUGAAGAGGGCGAUUUAACGACAACAGCGGAUGAUGGAAUCGAAGUGACGACAAUAGAAUACGCGGACGAUGCUGGCUUCAUUCCUACUCCAACCGUCACAGGAUUUAAUAUAAGAAAAUGUACUAAAUUUGUAGAGCUGACCCAGCCUGAAGUGACAACAGAUGAACUCGAUUGGUGGCAGACAGCAGUUAUUUACCAAAUUUAUCCGAAAUCCUUUCAGGACAGUGAUGGCAAUGGGAUUGGUGAUCUGCAAGGUAUUAUAUCCCGUUUGGACUACCUUGAAGAUACUGGCUUCACUGGCUUCUCCCUGGCACCUAUUUAUCCAUCACCACAGGUUGAUGGAGGUUACGACAUUUCGAACUUCACUGGUAUCGAUCCGAUUUUUGGGGUAUUUGAGGAUUUCCAAGAGCUAGUGAAUACGGCCCACGAAAAAAAUUUGAAAGUGAUUUUGGAGUUUGUCCCUAACCAUUCCAGUGAUGAACAUAUCUGGUUCCAAAAUUCCGUAGCGCGUAUCGAACCCUACACCGACUACUACGUCUGGAGGGAUGGAGUCAGUUUAGGCAGCGUACUUCAACCUCCAAAUAACUGGAUCAGUGUCUUCGGUGGCUCUGCGUGGACGUGGAAUGAGCAGAGACAACAGUACUAUCUACAUCAGUUUCACAGUAGUCAACCAGAUCUUAACCUGCGCAAUUCUGCUGUAGUUGCAGAAAUCACUGACGUUCUCAGAUUCUGGCUUGAUCAAGGUGUCGAUGGUAUUCGAAUUAGUUCGACCGCUCAUCUUUUUGAAGAUGCCAGUUUUCCUGACGAACCCUUGAACGAGGAAGCUAGUUCAGAAGUUACAGAAACGGAUUACGAAUACCUCCGACAUCUUUACACAACUGAUCUUAACGAAACUAUGGAAAUUAUCUAUCAGUGGCGAGCGGUCGUUGAUGAAUACUCAACCCAACCGGAUAGUGAAACCAAAAUACUUGUUACUGAUUCAACUGCUGGUCCAGAUGUCAUUACCAGAUAUUUUGGUAACGGAACUCAUGAAGGAGCCCACAUACCAUUGAACUUUGGCUUUAUUUCCAACUUGUCACGAGAAUCGACAGCAGAAGACUUCGUAGAAGUAGCAGAAAAGUGGUUCUCUGCGUUAAACGACGGUAGAACCUCCAACUCGAUUUUCGGAAAUCACGAUUUCAGGCGUGUGGCCUCAAGAUUCUUUUUGAACCGAGUCGACGGCCUUAAUAUGCAGCUUCUCUUGUCACCGGGUACCGCAUUUACUUAUCAAGGCGAAGAAUUGGGUUUACUCGAUACGCUAAUAUCGUACGAAGAAACUCAAGAUCCUGGUGCAAUUGCCGCGGGGCCAGAUCGUUUUGAACUAUUCACCCGUGACCCAGCAAGAACUCCCUUUCAUUGGGAUGGAUCAACUUCAGCCGGAUUUUCUUCAAACUCCUCAACCUGGUUACCAGUAAAUCCUAACUACCUAGUCCGAAAUUUGGCUAUCCAAUCAGCAGCUACGAGAAGCUUAUAUCAAACUUAUAAGGCGCUGCUCGAAAUUAGACAAUCUGAAACUAUCAAGCGUGGAUCAGUUACCUUCAAAUCUUCAAAUGAUGGCAUGGUGAUGGUUAUCGUUCGAGAGUUGGAAGGGUACGAAAGUUAUGCCAUACUAGCUAAUUUUGGAGUUCAGUUUGCCAAUGUAAAUCUAACAGCAUUGACAAAUUUUUCAACUGUAAAUGUCACUGUAUGCCUUGCAAGUGCAAACUCUUUGGUGGAAACAGGAACAACAAUCGAUGUUAACUCGGUCGUACUGACAGCAAGUGCUGCUGUUGUUCUGUGUAAUAAGGUAACCGAUGUAACAGAGCCUACAACAACAACGCCAAUUACGGAUGCUGAAGCAGUAAUUCUUGAUGAUUGGUUCAAAACCGCAUCCAUCUAUCAAAUCUACCCUAAAUCAUUCCAAGACAGCAAUGGUGAUGGCAUAGGUGAUCUACAGGGUAUUAUUUCUCGACUGGAUCAUUUACGAGAGACAGGAAUUACAGCGAUCUGGAUAAACUCCAUAGCCACAUCACCGCAGAUCGAUGGAGGUUACGACAUCACGAAUUUCAAAGACAUUGAUCCGAUAUUUGGAAACCUUGAAGAUUUUGCAGAACUAGUACGUCAAGCGCAUGCAAGAGAGCUGAAGAUUAUCAUGGACUUUGUUCCCAACCACUCCAGCAAUAACCAUGUCUGGUUCCAAAAUUCUGUCGCACGUAUUGAACCCUACACAGACUACUACAUUUGGAAAAAUGGAUCCAUAUCAGAUAGUAGAAUUCAGCCUCCGAACAACUGGUUAAGCGUGUUCGGUGAUUCCGCGUGGACAUGGAAUGAGGAGCGACAACAGUACUAUUUGCAUCAAUUCCACUCAAGUCAACCGGAUCUGAACUUUCGUAAUCCUGAUGUAGUAACGGAAAUGACUAACGUCCUCCAAUUCUGGCUUGAUCAGGAAGUUGACGGUUUUCGCAUCAGUUCAACUGCUCAUCUUUACGAAGAUCCCGACUUUUUUGAUGAACCAGUUAAUGAGAACCGAGGUCCCCACAUUCUAGAAACGGAUUACGACUAUCUCGACCACGUUUACACAACCGAUCUUAAUGAAACCGUAGACAUCGUCUAUCAAUGGCGAGCCUUCGUUGAUGAAUAUGCGGCACAAACUGAUGGCCAGGCACGAAUUUUGAUUACGGACUCCUCAGCUAACCAAAAUGUGGUUUCCAGAUACUUUGGUAAUCAAACUCACCAAGGAGCUCAUGUACCAUUGAACUUCGAAAUUAUUGCCAAUUUGACUCAGCUUUCAUCAGCAUCCAGCUAUAUCAAUGCAUUCAAUAGAUGGUUUGCCAUUGUACCAGAAAAUAGAACAUCAAAUUGGAUUCUUGGAAAUCACGACCACACUCGCAUAGCUUCAAAGUUUGGCUUAAAUCGCGCUGAUGGUUUGAACAUGCUGCUACUUCUUCCCGGAACUACGUUUACUUACAUGGGUGAAGAGUUGGCCCUUCUAAAUACCGAGGUUUCAUUUACCGACACACAAGAUCCCCAUGCAAUUAAUGCUGGGCAAGAUCGAUUUCAGCUCUUUACGCGAGAUCCUGCACGAACUCCUUAUCAUUGGGAUAAUACAAGCUUAGCAGGAUUCUCGACUGGUAAUUCAUCGUGGCUACCUGUGAACGAAAAUUACGUCUUAAGAAAUCUUGCAAUCCAAAAGGCUGCUGAAAGGAGUAACUAUCACACUUAUCAAGCCAUACUCCAAUUAAGGCAACGAGAGUGCAUCAAGUACGGAACCACCCAAUUUCUAUCUCUCAACUCUGAUAUGGUUUUGGCUUUCACUCGGGAACUUAAUGGCAGUGAACGCUAUGCUGUCGUUAUUAACUUGGGCCUUGCCCAACUCAUGGUAGAUUUGUCAAAUCUGGAGACAUUCGUUAAUGAAGACGUCUACGUUUUCUUAGCAAGUGCCAACUCCGUGAUUAACACCGGGUGA